Messenger RNA from Hibiscus syriacus, 1412 nucleotides. RefSeq names its product receptor-like protein 9DC3. The transcript is spliced from 3 exons. NCBI's taxonomy places the organism in Eukaryota, Viridiplantae, Streptophyta, Magnoliopsida, Malvales, Malvaceae. Gene Ontology annotation, molecular function: protein binding. The record is from RefSeq and is a predicted model, not a curated record. Bases 237 to 1316 code for a protein of 359 amino acids.
UGCCAGUAAAAAUCUCAAAUUUGACUUCACUCAAGUAUGUCUCUAUCGAAGAUAACUACUUAUCAGGAAAAAUUCCAUCAGUUAUUGGAAACUUGACUUUUCUCGAGGAAUUUGAACUUUCUGAUAAUAACUUAACAGGCCAAAUUCCUCCCUCAUUAUGCAAUCUGAGUUCCCUUAAGGUUCUCUUCUUAUACAAGAAUAGUUUGGAUGGAGAAAUUCCUGAUUGCAUUGGAAACAUGAGUUCUCUUUCACACAUUGACCUAGAGAAGAAUAAUUUUCAUGGUAAUAUACCAGAAAAUUUUGGUAAGAGUUGCACCUUACACAGUUUUCGAAUCAGCGACAACCAAAUAGAAGGGUCACUGCCACGAUCUUUGGGUAAUUGCAAAGAGUUGAAGCUUCUCGACGUUGGAAACAACUAUUUGAAUGACACAUUCCCAAAUUGGUUAGGAAAUUUGGAUCAACUGCAAGUGCUUAUCUUGAGAUCGAACAGAUUCUAUGGUGAAGUGGUUAGCUCAGGAGUUACAGUUUCCUUCACUCGUUUACGUCUCAUUGAUAUUUCUCAUAACAAUUUCAGUGGCUAUUUACCUAUGAAAUAUUUUGAAAAUUUGCAUGCCAUUAAAGAAGGGAAUGGAAAAAAAGAUAAACCAGAGUACAUGACAGAUGGAUCAGCAUUGGGAGUGUGGAAUUAUGCCAUCAACAUAUCUUUUAUAAUAAAAGGGUUGGAAACAGAGUUUGAGGAACUGCUAACUAUAUGGACAGUUAUUGAUUUUUCCAGCAAUCAGUUCUACGGAGAAAUUCCUAAAACACUUGGAGAGCUUCACUCACUUAUUGUCUUGAAUCUCUCUCAUAAUUGUUUAACAGGUCAUAUUCCAUCAUCAUUAGGUGAUUUAUCAGAGCUUGAAUCAUUAGAUCUCUCAUCAAACAAGCUCCAUGGAAGAAUUCCAACAGAGUUGAAAAAUCUUGGGUUCUUAGCAGUGUUGAACCUUUCUCAGAAUAAUCUUGUGGGGCUCAUUCCUCAAGGCAAACAAUUCGAUACUUUCACAAAUGAUUCCUACAUAGGAAACCUGGGUUUAUGUGGAUUGCCAUUAUCAAAAAGUUGUGAUAAUGAGAAGGGAACUCCAGCCAAAUUUGAUAGAGAUGAUGAUGAUGGAAUGAACUGGAAAUUUUCAAUAUUGAUGGGGUAUGGAUGUGGGUUGGUGCUGGGACUGAGUACGGGAUACAUUGUCUUCGCAACUGGAAGACCACGGUGGUUCAUUAGGACCUACGAGAGAGUUCGACAAAGAUUUGCAAAAAGGGUAAAAAAGAGAAGUCGUUGACCGAUUUUUGUUGCAAAACAAGCAGUGGACUGGACAGAGCAGAAAACUUCAAGGCAUGGUGGUCGGAAGCAAUGACCGAUCCAGAAAUUCGAAAAU